AUGGCUCCUGUUUUUAUUCUAGGCAAAGACAUCAAAUUGUCUACUUACAGAAAAGCUAUCAGGCUACGGUUGAUUCGUACCUAUACGGUACCCGAAGGUCGCAACAGUUCGGAUAGCAUCAAGAGUCAGGAAUGUGUCUUUCAUGAUUCUGAGGGUACAUACAUUCAUGGAAACAUCCCUAAAGAGUGUGUUAAAAAGUAUUCUAAACUUUUGAAAGAAGGGAAGGUUUAUGCCAUCAAAGAUUUUGCAGUUAUAUCACACUACUACCAAUACAAAACUACUGAUCAUAGCUAUAUGAUCAGAUUUAGUCAUGAGACUACUGUUGAGAGGCACAGGCGCAAGGGGUUUCCCUUACUAAUGUUUCGGCUUAAGUCUUAUAUUGACUUAAUGAGUGGCAAUGUAUCUGAAAAGCAUCCCAUUGAUGUGAUUGGUAGAGUGGUGGAGUACUACACUCCCAAAGAGAUUCUUAUAGCUGGAUUUCCCUCCAAAUUGGUGGAUUUUCUCAUAGAAGAUGACCAAUAA
Messenger RNA from Ipomoea nil (Japanese morning glory), 522 nucleotides. RefSeq lists its product as uncharacterized. The record is from RefSeq and is a predicted model, not a curated record. The coding region runs from base 1 to 522 and encodes 173 amino acids. NCBI's taxonomy places the organism in Eukaryota, Viridiplantae, Streptophyta, Magnoliopsida, Solanales, Convolvulaceae. The transcript has 3 exons.